Messenger RNA from Alligator sinensis (Chinese alligator), 4263 nucleotides. RefSeq names its product SH3 domain containing GRB2 like 3, endophilin A3 (gene SH3GL3). Gene Ontology annotation, biological process: synaptic vesicle uncoating; endocytosis. Gene Ontology annotation, molecular function: protein binding. Gene Ontology annotation, cellular component: presynapse; glutamatergic synapse; cytoplasm. The coding region runs from base 201 to 1244 and encodes 347 amino acids. The transcript has 10 exons. The record is from RefSeq and is a predicted model, not a curated record. NCBI's taxonomy places the organism in Eukaryota, Metazoa, Chordata, Crocodylia, Alligatoridae.
CCUGGGUGCUUCGGGAAUAACAGCAACAGAUAGGAGAAAGGCAGAGAGUUAUUGCCCAUAUACGGGGUCGAAGCGAGGAAAGAGGAAGACAAACUCGAGAGAUCCGAGGCAGGGAGCAAGGUGGAUUUAGAAGAAUACUGUUGUUCAGUGAAAAAAUCAGUGGGGCAGAAGGAACAAAACUAGAUGAAGAGUUUCAAGAAAUGGAAAGGAAAAUUGAUAUCACCAAUAAAGCAGUAGCAGAGCUUCUGUCCAAAUCCACAGAGUACCUUCAACCAAAUCCUGCAUACAGAGCUAAGCUGGGAAUGCUGAACACUGUGUCAAAAAUCAGAGGCCAAGUUAAAACCACAGGAUAUCCCCAAACAGAAGGGCUACUAGGGGACUGUAUGCUGCGGUUUGGCAGAGAACUUGGAGAUGAUUCUACAUUUGGCCUUGCACUGAUGGAUGUUGGUGAAAGCAUGAAGCAGAUGGCAGAGGUGAAGGACUCUCUUGAUAUCAAUGUCAAACAAAACUUCAUUGAUCCUCUGCAAUUAUUACAGGACAAAGACUUAAAAGAGAUUGGGCAUCAUCUGAAGAAACUAGAAGGCCGGCGUUUGGAUUAUGAUUAUAAAAAGAAGCGCCUAGGAAAGAUACCAGAUGAAGAAGUUAAACAAGCGGUAGAAAAAUUUGAGGAGUCAAAAGAGCUGGCAGAAAGAAGCAUGUUCAACUUCUUAGAAAAUGAUGUAGAGCAAGUUAGCCAGUUGGCAGUGUUUGCAGAAGCAGCGCUAGACUACCAUAAACAAUCCACGGAGAUUCUGGAGGAACUGCAAAGCAAGCUGCAAAACCGAAUAAAUGUAGCAUCUAGUCAGCCUAAACGUGACUUCAGACCAAAGCCUGUAAUAACAACAACUCUGGAAAUUGGUGAUAAUCAGCAGCACAAUGGGAUUUCAUACAGUUCUUCAAUAAAAUCAUCAGUGCUGGAGUCUGUUGUCGGUGGCCAGCUUCCUCCAGGGCAAUGUCCGGAUCUCCAGAAGGGGGUCGCCUGCUUGUCCUUCUGUCUCGGUUCUUCAAUGCACAUGGAUCAACCUUGCUGCCAGGCUCUGUAUGACUUUGAGCCAGAAAAUGAAGGUGAACUUGGUUUUAAGGAAGGGGACAUCAUUACUUUAACCAAUCAAAUUGAUGAAAACUGGUAUGAAGGGAUGUUAAAUGGAGAGUCUGGCUUCUUCCCCAUUAACUAUGUUGAAGUGCUGGUAUCCUUGCCUCAAUGAACAUGUCAUCCAAGCUGUGAACAUACUUUCAUGACUGAAAUGGAUUCACAAAUGUUCUAUCAGUGUGGCAUUCUGUGAAAGCCUUGCUCUUUGACUGACUUACUGACUUUUGUAUGCGUGUUUUUUUUAAAUGUAUUUAUUUUGUAUUCAAGAACAUUACCUUCCUUGGUUACAUGAAAAUGCAAAAAAACCCUAGACUCAGUUUUUUUGCUUUGUGCCUUGAAGAUCACUGUAUGAAGUGUUCAUUGGUAGCUCACUGUUGCUCCAACAAUGCAUUUCUUUGCUCCUUACUGUAUGUAGAUCCUUUUAUUAUUAUUAUUUUAAAAAUUCCUUGGGCUGCAAUGAUUUUACCAUUGAAAACCAUUUUUAAGAAUACUGUGAGUGAAGCUAACUGUAACCAGUUCCUAAGAGUUACUGAUGUCAUUGAGCCUUUUUCAUCCAUCACAAUGUAACUUAAUUGUGAACUUAAUCCAUGUUUCACAUUGUAUGUUGACAAAAGGCGAAGUGGUUGUUGUCAGUUUUAAGACAUUGUUGUACUAAGUACAAGGUCUGAGUUGCAAAUUCCUAAAAUUUACUGACCAAACUUAAUAAACAUUACUGUGGGAGAAACACGACUGCUGCAGAUGCUUACCCAGUGGUUGGUAUGGUUUUGUCUUCUGCAAACGUUCACUUUCCUUCAUGGAUACACUAAUGUCUUGAGGAGGAGGAGCUAGUUCAUCUUUUUAAGUGAUGUUAUUGGGAGCAGUUCUGCAACUCUGCAGGUGCUAAAAUUGUUCAUUUUGGUUGCUCUUUAUUUACUGAAGAUCAUUCUUAACACUUGUUUACAUUUUGUUUUAUUUUGAGAGCAGGACAGCAGCACUUCUAUGUAUACCCAUAUGACCUAAGGACAAACUGUUGCUAGAAAGACAGAGUCUGAAUUUGAUGCCACUAUAGAAGAGGUAACACUCCAUUGAGAUGAAUGGAAGAGUAAUUGGAUACUCUCUAGCUGAUAAUUGAAAGGGUAAUGCUGACUCACUUUUUUGUGGAGCAGAAGUAGAGAAGAUGACAAUCUAUGCAGCAGAAAAAGACAAAUAUUUGUAUAGUCAAGACUGCCCAGAUCGGGAAAGGGUCAUGGACAGAGACUCAGGCUACUUAGGAGAUAAAAUAGGCAGUACCUUCAUUUUAGAAAUACCUGUUAUCAUUAACCAUGUAGCACUGGCCAAAAAAAGUCCAGAAAGCCCAGAGGAAAGCAAGUGAACUUUGUCCAAAAUACCUUAAGGCAAGUAGUGAGCAAAGCAAAGCUCCUGGCCUUCUGAUUUUGAAGAAACAACUCAGAGCCUGAGGCUGCCUGGCUUAAGCCUGCAGCCAUCAAAGGAAGAUAGAUCAGAGUGAUAUGCCAGGGCAAUCAACUCUAGGAGUGCAACAGCUUUCACAUGAAACAGCCCAGACCUGUGCAUAGUAUAAGUAGACAUCAGUAAGACUGCCCGAGUUGCUCAGUACAGGGUUGGUGAAAGAAGCCCUUAUCCCUAGGGGUGAGCUGUGAUUCACCAGAGUGUCCUUGUCAGCUCACCCUCUUUCAAACAGUAAGGCUGUUGAAAGCAUCACAAGGGAGAAAAAAGGCAAUCCUCUGGGCAAGGUACAAGCCAGACCCACAGAGACAUUUUCCAACAUAAAGUGUUAGACCACCUAUACCCAGGAAGUCAAUGAAAGUCCAAGCUUUGAGAUGUCAGAGACUUGCUUCAUCCACUAUGAUAACCUGCUUUCAGCUUGAACUGUGAGUAAUGGGAUAUUUCACUUAGCUAAGUAAGAGCUCUAGCUAGUGAUGCAGUUAGAUGCAGUGUACCCAGUGGUAUGUGCAGGAUUAUAAUAGACAAUAUUAUAUCUGUAUCCUCCUUGUUUUAUAGUUCAGGCAAUACUCUAGAUCUCCGUCAGAAGGAUGGUAUGCACUGACCAGCUACAGUAAACUUUAAGAUUAGGGCCAACUGCUUUUUAUUUGGAUGGACGAUUGCUAUCCAGUCAGAGCAGGAUGUUAAACAUAUGGCACACAGAGCUGCUCUAGCCACUGCUAUCAGAAGUUGGAGGAGUUGCCUUCUGCAGAAUUCAGCACCCUUGGAUCCCAGUGGAUGUGGUGAUCACCAGCACGAAGACAAGCAAGGGCUGAUCCAGCCUUGGCUGCCAUCCAACUAUUUUGCCCAUUGCCACAGUUACCCCACUGCCUAGCUGCCAAGUGUCCCAUACUAGAGCCAGAGGCAGAGCUAGUACCCUAGCACAGGGACGACAGUGGCAGUAGCAGCUUCACAUCCAGCAUGGGGCAUGCAGUGAGAACGGGGGCUGCUGCCACUGCUGCAUACCCUGGGCUGGAGCUGGCCCAGGGCACAAGGCAGAUCUGACAGUCCCAAGUUAGAGAAACUGAAGGUGGGACUCUGAAUUUCUCUGUAGGGUUAGUCUGUUCCUAUAUCUGCUUGUCUUAGUUCUACUUUUAAUUCCUUCCUCCCUCCUUCCCCAUACUAUUUCCUCCCUGCCUCUUUUCCCCCUUCAUUUGCCUUUGAUUUGUUGUCUCCUAGAAGCUGCAUAUUAGUUUACUCACCCAAGCAGUAGGUAAAAUAGUGUGUAGACCAAGAAUACCAUCUAACCCUAGCAGUCUAAGGCCUAGAGCAUAACUAAGAGGUGGCAAACAAUGAGGAGCAGGUAGGACUGCUCUAUCUGGGUAAGAAGCAACUACAGUUUGGAAGAGACUUAGGAAAAAACAACCACCACCUCUUUCCCACAAGGUGAGAAUUUAGGUAGACACAGCAAUAGAAGUUAUUGGUACAAAAAUAAAUUAUUGCCAUUUAUCAGCUUGAACAACGUAAAUGAAGAUAAUAGGAUUCAGAGUCCUAAAAUAGUCUUUGUUAAUUUACAUACUAGAACCAACCCUAGAGGUUAUAGUCUGCAUCUUCCCAGAGAUGUGAGCUUAGCUGGUGGUGCUGGUAAUCAGUUCAGUUACAGUCUACAAAAGACUACAUUUAGGAUUUUUCUAAAUGCAAAAUCUUUCUGAAGA